Molecule: messenger RNA, 4554 nt
Organism: Rhineura floridana
Lineage: Eukaryota; Metazoa; Chordata; Lepidosauria; Squamata; Rhineuridae
Gene: SHOX
Product: SHOX homeobox
Exons: 7
Coding region: 221-1174 (317 amino acids)
Biological process (GO): regulation of transcription by RNA polymerase II
Cellular component (GO): nucleus
Molecular function (GO): sequence-specific double-stranded DNA binding; DNA-binding transcription factor activity, RNA polymerase II-specific
Source: RefSeq, a predicted model, not a curated record
GGAGGAAGAAGAGGAGGAGGAGGAGGAUGAUUUAAAACAAAACACACCAAUACACACUCACACACACAAACCAACAACCUCGCAGCAGCCCGGGGGAACCAGGCGGCCCCGAACUCCUCCGGAGUGAAGACCAAUCCCCCCAAGCCAGCCGGGAGGACCUCUUCAUUGUGGAUCGCGACCGUGCGCUGGCCUCCCCCUCCCCUUCCCCAGCCGGGUCGCCAUGGAAGAACUUACCGCGUUUGUCUCCAAAUCUUUUGACCAGAAAAGCAAAGAGAGCAGCGGGGGCGGUGGUGGUGGUGGUGGCGGCGGCGGCGGAGCAGGAGGAGGCAAUGGCCACAAGAAGGAGACUAUCACCUACCGGGAAGUUUUGGAGAGUGGGCUGGCGCGGUCGCGGGAGCUGGGCAGCUCGGAGGCCCCCAGCCUGCAGGAGCUAGCCGAGAGUGGAGCCCACUGCCCGGUGCACCUCUUCAAGGACCACGCCGAGAGCGACAAGGACAAGCUCAAAGACUUCAACCACGCCAGCAGGACCUCGGAAGGGAUCUAUGAGUGCAAAGACAAGCGGGAAGAGGUGAAAUCGGAAGACGAGGAUGGCCAGACCAAGCUGAAGCAAAGGAGAAGUAGAACCAAUUUCACACUGGAGCAACUGAACGAGCUGGAGAGGCUUUUCGACGAGACGCACUAUCCGGAUGCCUUCAUGAGAGAGGAGCUGAGCCAAAGGCUGGGGCUGUCGGAAGCCAGGGUCCAGGUUUGGUUCCAGAACCGAAGAGCCAAAUGCCGAAAACAAGAGAACCAGAUGCAUAAAGGUGUGAUCUUGGGGACGGCCAGCCAUUUAGACGCUUGCCGAGUGGCCCCUUACGUCAACAUGGGCGCCCUGAGGAUGCCUUUCCAGCAGGUAGCUCACCUGAAUGUAGGGCUCCUUUCAUCACAGGUUCAAGCUCAGCUGCAGCUGGAAGGCGUCACCCAUGCCCACCCUCACCUCCACCCUCACCUGGCUGCUCAUGCCCCUUAUCUGAUGUUUCCUCCACCCCCUUUUGGACUCCCCAUCGCCUCCUUGGCAGAUUCCGCCUCUGCAGCUGCAGUAGUAGCUGCGGCUGCAAAGAGCAACAGCAAGAAUUCCAGUAUCGCUGACUUGAGGCUCAAGGCCCGGAAACACGCUGAGGCCCUGGGGCUUUGACAUUUCCUUCCCAGAAACCUUUUUAUUACCAGGGAUGGACAAUAGCUCUUUCCUCUAUCCAGUCUCUGACCCUGGCUGGGAUUAGGACAAUUGCUACCUUUUAAAAGGCCUGCGAGUCCUUGUAGACAGGAUCAGCACUGGGCUUUCCUUCCCUCUUGUUCUCUUCUCCUUUGUUUUGUUCAAAGAUGUCAGCAAUUUAUUCAGUUGAUCUGAGGACUGAAGGACCUACUAGCCUAACCUAUUUUUAAAAAAUUAUUUCAAAAAGCACUUAGUGCUGUUUGCAGUUAAACUGUUCUUCUGCCACCAGAUGCAUAAUGCUAGGGGUGAAAUCAGUCUGAAUCCUAGUUAUAAGUAUCAUUUUUUAAAAAAAUACAGAAAACCUUUGGAGGAAAGCAGAUGAAGGAAAAAUUCUCCAGAUCACAUCACAAGGCAUCCCUGAAUCUUGGGACAACUGGAGUUUGACCCUGGCCAAAGUGAUGAUCAUGUUAGCCCAACACCAUUUGCUGCUGCCAGUUUUGCUACUUUGUGCAUGUGCCUAACUUUAAACACCGUUUGAAAAUCACCAAGUAUACUGAAACAAAAGAAAAUAAGAAGCUUAACAAAAUUCAUGGGGCUGGUCUCCAUUAAGAUGACUUUUCUUCUUUGUUGCCAACAGUAUUAUUUCAAUCUCAUGAAUCUCUUCCACCACUAAGGAGCUGCUGCAGAACUGGUUUGAAUUUAAAUGUGGAAUUUCAGAUCUGAGACAAGGCAGUGUUCUUCUCUAAACAAAGCAGCAAUAACACAAAAGGGUGUCCAAAUAACUAUAUCCUUCACAAGGAGCAACAAUGACAACAACAAAAUAUGCAUGUGAAAAAGAAAGACACCCAAAUUAGUGGUGAGCCAAAUGACGGGAACAAUUAUGAAGACAUCUGUUUUACUAAGAACCACCUGAACAAGCUGAAAUGCUUGUGCCAUGUGAACAGGUUUACUUCACCAUUUUUAUUUCCAGAUUUCUGGAUCUUUACAGAAAGCCUUCUUGGUUUACAGGAUCUAGAGUGGUUGAUUCAUUUGUCAAAGAUGGAUGCAGUUUUAAAAGCAUAAUACUGAUGCAGCAUUAAUUUUAGUGAAAUGCAAUUAAGUGCAGUAAAGUGCAAUACUGUAAAUAUUAUAGAUUAAAAGGGAAAAAAAUAGCCGCACAUUCUUCUUUUGUUCAUAACCAACUCUGCAGGAACUGAAACCUGGUCCUAUGUGUUCAGACCUGGGAAUUGCCAUUUGUUGCCAAAAUGAUAUAGUCUGAGCCUUCUACAGAUUGGUAAAGAAAUAUGAAUUACAUAUAUAAAAGAGAAUUGCCAUGAUUUUGAAUACAGUUCAUGUGUCAUAUUUCUGGGAAUUAAGUUCAAAUGUCUGUAUUAAUUAUUAUAAUUAUAAUUGUUAUUAUUAUUUGGGAAUUGUUUUAAAAUAAGGAAACAACAACCCGUCAAUGUCAUGUAGAGGUGGACAAGUUCAGUGGUUUUUAAGGGGAGGGAGGAUUAACGCCAAAUGCAAGCUCAUUGGAGCUUAUCAGCUGGUAUGAAUUUAGUAAUACCACUCUUAGAAAUUGAGGAUAAUUACCAAAGUGUCUAAGUUUAUUAUACCCACUCACUCACUCAUUUACAUGCAAAUUCCUUUCAACCAAUUUAUUAACUGGUUCUUCUUCUGGAAACAAAUACUGCUCUUGUCGACUUCUAAAUCUUUUUGCAUUUGAUAUUGAAGUCUCAUUGAUGGAAUCUUUGCCUCUCAACAGCAUAAAGUCCUUAAGUCUGUUCUGUUGGCCCUCAAGUGUAUUUCUGUUUUUUUUAAGCAAUCCAUUAGGGUUUGGGAGGGGUUUUUUGGUUGAUAUUGUUUAGUGUCCAUAGAACAGUAAUCUAUUACAUUUGCUAAAAAGUCAAUAUUUUCAGUUUUUGCUCUUCAUUUUGGGAUUUUCUUACCAGCAUGUAAUCUCAUUGUUCUCCUUUCUCAGUAUAUUUAUUAUGUGCAAAGCUAUUAUAUUAUGGACAUGUUUUAAGAGUUGAUACAUUUUACCUGACUUUCCUACCUCUUUGUGAAAGCCCCAGUACCUCUUUAUGCCAAGUGGAAACAUAAAAUUAAAUAUAGCUGCAGCUGUCCUGCACACAAAAUGCAUGUACAUAUGUCACAUGGAAGAAAGUGUGGUGGUAUCAAUGCAUAACAAUCUUAAUGCUGGCUUCAUAGAGGCCACAACAUCCUACAACUGGGAAUUGUACUCUUGUAAGCUUUAAUGAAAGUUCUGUGAUGUCUUGAGUGCCCUCACAAAAAACUACAAUUCCCAGGGCCUCUUAGAGAGCAGUGAUGACAGUUAACCUGGAUUUAAGUGUGUAGUGUGGAUGUGCCCUUAGAUGUUGGCUGUUCUCUGCAGAGUUACAGCCAAAGGACAUAAUCUGUGAGGAAUGCCUUGUGUGAAAACCCUACUGAAUGAAACCAGUGGGGGUGGUACAAAAGGUAGGACUGUGGAUUGUGCUCUGUGCUACAGAACCUUGGAAAAGCCAGCUAGUAAGUGCUUUAUGAAGCUGUAUGUAACACCAAGUAGAUGGGUGCAAACUUUAUAACAACAAUAAUAGAUAAUCAUAUAGUGGAGCCUUUCCUAAACUGCUGUCCCCCAGUUGUCCAAAACUACUAGAGGGUACCAGGUUGGGAAAAGCUUAUACAAUACAACAAAAAUGACAAAUAAUUUCUUCCUUUUCUCAUACAGCUCUGCUUUGAAUAAAUAGAUAGGAAAAGGGAACUGUUUAGGUCUAAUUAACAUCAGUGCAGUCAAUGCAUUCUCUUUUAAUUCACAGCAAAGAAGCACUAACCUAUGGUAGUGCCCAAUUUUGCUGGACAUUCAUAUAUGACAGAUCUUUGCCACUUGAGUUGGAAUCUGAUCCCACCCCACGACUAAAUAAAGUACACAUGACAUAAUGCCUAAUUAAUACAUAUACUAUCUAUGACAGGAUUACCUGUUUCAAAAGGAGGUACCCAUCUCUCAGACUCUGAGCUUGCCUUUAACUGUAGAAAUGAAUUUGUCCUUGAUUGAGUUUGAUGGCCAGUCAUAAGCCAUACACCAGGAAUGGGGAACUUGUUGCCCUUCAGAUAUUUCUGGACAACACCACCCAUCAUCCCUGACCAUUGGCCAUGCUGGCUAGGACUUAUGGGAGUUGUAGUCCAACAACAUCUGAAGGGCCACAGGUUCUCCAUCUCUUUCAAGGACUAAUGGGACUUUCAGAUGACCCUAUUAAAUAGGUCUCUUUUGGCCCCUUUAAACUGGGCCUAAUGGGGAGAUUUUCCAAAGCAUGAAAGGCAUGUGCCUGGCACUAGUGAAAUUGGUGGGAGUUGUGUUGACCCACCAUUUUGUGCUUUUGAAAUCU